GAGAAGAAUCCAAAUUAGUAAGAACUAAAAGGAAAGUUGUUUUAUAUUCGCUCUUUCUUGUUUGGAACAACAGACUUGAUCCAAAUUUCUAAGAAUCAUUGCUUUCGGCUUUGGCGUUCAAGAUCGUCGAAACCUUCGGCUUUUGAUUUCUUUCAGUUUGUAGGCAAAAAAUUUUAAUCGAUCGUCAUAGAAGAUGUGGGCGGCGUCUUGCCUAGCGUCAUGCUGCGCGGCUUGUGCUUGCGACGCAUGCCGGACUGUGGUGUCGGGGAUCAGCCGUCGCUCUGCAAGGAUUGCUUACUGCGGCCUUUUUGCGCUCUCACUUGUAGUCUCCUGGAUCCUCCGUGAGGUCGCUGCUCCUCUUAUGCAGAAACUCCCUUGGAUUAAUCACUUUCAUCAGACACCUAGCAGGGAGUGGUUUGAAACUGAUGCAGUACUGCGAGUUAGCUUGGGAAAUUUUCUCUUCUUUACUAUUCUUGCAAUCUUAAUGAUUGGUGUGAAAAGUCAGAAGGAUCCUCGUGAUAGUGUGCACCAUGGUGGCUGGAUGAUGAAAAUAAUUAGCUGGUGCCUUUUGGUAAUCUUUAUGUUUUUCCUUCCGAAUGAGAUCAUCAGCUUUUACGAGACAAUGUCCAAGUUUGGAUCAGGAUUGUUUCUUCUCGUUCAAGUUGUGCUUCUGUUGGAUUUUGUUCAUGGAUGGAAUGAGAAAUGGGUUGGAUAUGAUGAGCAAUUCUGGUUUAUUGCUCUUUUCGUUGUUUCACUUGUUUGCUACUUAGCGACAUUUGUCUUCUCGGGACUUCUAUUCCAUUGGUUCACACCUGCUUCACAUGACUGUGGGCUGAAUACCUUUUUCAUUGUUAUGACCCUGAUAGUUGUUCUUGUUUUUGCCAUUGUUGCACUGCAUCCUGCUGUAAAUGGUAGCAUUUUGCCAGCUUCAGUUAUAUCUCUAUAUUGCAUGUACCUGUGCUAUAGUGGACUUGCCAGUGAACCGAGGGACUAUGAGUGCAAUGGUCUUCACAAGCAUUCUAAAGCUGUUUCUGCUGGCACACUUACUUUUGGUCUGCUCACGACCGUUCUAUCUGUUGUCUAUUCUGCUGUCCGUGCUGGGUCUUCUACUUCUUUGCUCUCGCCUCCAAGUUCACCACGUGCUGGUAAGCCUCUGCUUCCAUUGGACAACACUGCAGAAGAGGGUCAUGAAAAAGAGAAUGCCAAGUCCGUAACUUACUCGUAUUCCUUCUUCCAUAUCAUCUUCUCCUUGGCUAGUAUGUAUUCAGCCAUGCUUUUGACUGGGUGGUCGACUUCUGUCGGGGAGAGUGGGAAAUUGAUCGAUGUAGGUUGGCCGUCUGUUUGGAUCCGGAUUGUUACUGGUUGGGCAACUGCAGCUCUUUUCCUGUGGUCUCUGGUUGCUCCCAUUCUGUUCCCAGAGAGGGAAUUCUAAUGUCAUAAGAAUUUGGGGUGGCAAAACGUUUGUGUGUAAUUCGACUUCUCGACGUGUGUUCAACUUUCGGACUAAGACUGAGAUAUAGUUUGGAUGAAAAAUGAAUCUGUAAUGCAAAUUAUGAUACUGUGAAUAAUAAAUGCAUGUCUUGUGAAUGUGCUUCUACUUCUCAAAUGAAAUUAUAAUUUGUAUCAA
Molecule: messenger RNA, 1627 nt
Organism: Tripterygium wilfordii
Lineage: Eukaryota; Viridiplantae; Streptophyta; Magnoliopsida; Celastrales; Celastraceae
Product: probable serine incorporator
Exons: 7
Coding region: 194-1432 (412 amino acids)
Cellular component (GO): membrane
Source: RefSeq, a predicted model, not a curated record